AUGAGCAUGCAGCUUAUGCCCGUGUUAAACUACAACACGAGCACGAGUUCUCCGAGCUAUCAUAACCCGGUAGUGAACACCUUCCUCAUCAAUGAUAUGAACGGAAUCGGCGUUAUUGCGACCCAACUGGAAGCCACACAUAUUGCACCACCCGUGAAGCAAGUCCAGUACCAUGGUGGAGGAAGGAGGCGAGGCAAAUGUAAGUGGUUUAACGUGGCCAAGGGCUGGGGCUUCGUCACACCCGACGACGGCGGACAGGACGUGUUUGUGCAUCAGUCUGUUAUCCACAAAAAUGGGUUCCGAAGCUUGGCAGACGGAGAGGAGGUUGAGUUUGAGAGCGUGCCCUCGGACAAGGGAGUUGAGGCAACAUAUGUGUCAGGACCUUCAGGACAAGAGUGCAGGGGAUCUGAUAGGCGGCCGAUGUCAAGGAAGAAGUUUAGGAAGAUUAGAUGUUAUAACUGCGGAGAUUUUGGAAACCACAUAGCUUCAAAGUGUCCUUUCGGGCCAUUACCAAAGAGAUGCCAUAACUGCAAAUCCACGGACCACCUGAUUGCAGAUUGCCCCAUGAAGGACCCCAAUGACCAGCGGGGCUCUCGAAAGGGAAGCGGGAACAGUCUAAAUGGCGGCAGUGGGGGUGAAUACUCCGGAGGAGCUACAGGAUAUGCUUAAGCAAUUAGCAACCUAAUCUACCUCAUUUUAAACUAUUUUGGAAUAGUCCACUUUGAUAUAACUGUUCUUAAGUUUGUAUUAUUUCAGGACUCUGACACUGUACCGUUAAAAGGCUAUAGUAGAUAGUUUGCACUUAAAUAUAUG
Mya arenaria is the source of this 813-nucleotide messenger RNA. Its product is annotated as protein lin-28 homolog. Gene Ontology annotation, molecular function: zinc ion binding; nucleic acid binding. The transcript has 4 exons. The record is from RefSeq and is a predicted model, not a curated record. NCBI's taxonomy places the organism in Eukaryota, Metazoa, Mollusca, Bivalvia, Myida, Myidae. Bases 1 to 669 code for a protein of 222 amino acids.